Molecule: messenger RNA, 1372 nt
Organism: Haliotis rufescens (red abalone)
Lineage: Eukaryota; Metazoa; Mollusca; Gastropoda; Lepetellida; Haliotidae
Product: sterile alpha motif domain-containing protein 15-like
Exons: 4
Coding region: 36-506 (156 amino acids)
Molecular function (GO): protein binding
Source: RefSeq, a predicted model, not a curated record
CAGUCACGUGACACUACCUAGAAACCAUAAACAAGAUGGCGAAGAAGGAAGCCUUGGUCAACGACUUGAAAGAUGAACGUGUCCCACCUGCUAUACAAUGGACAAAUGAUCAAGUAUCAGAUUGGAUAGAAGAGCUAGGAUUUCCCCAAUACAAGCCAUGUUUCACAACAAACAUGAUCGACGGAAGAAAACUAGUCGCAAUAGAAGCAUCUGCCUUCCCAAAUAUUGGUAUUACAGACUUUGAACAUAUAAAGAUAAUUGCAAAGAGUAUAAGAGACUUACUCCUGCUGGAGGAACCAGACUGGACAAGAAGUAUUUCCAUACCACCAAGAAGUGACUUGGGUAUGUAUCUGGAGAAGAAGAGUAAACGAGGGAAGAUCAUCAACAUGAUGACAUAUCAGCAGUUUCUGCUGGAACACAAGAACGCCAAGUGGCAGCCCCCCCUCUCCAACCACUGCCUGCUGCUGCCACACGACCCCCCUCCUGCGGAGAUCACGCAGUCAUAGCACCACCCACACCUGCCGUGAUUGACGGGAACCUACAGACAGCUGAGAUCCUGCGGCUACCUCCAUGGAUAACACUCAUAUCAGUUGCUUACUUCUGACUGACACCAAGUUCAGUUUUCCUAUCAAAGAAGUCUGGACAUGAAUUCUUAUACCAUAUAAACGUUUUCUGUAUUUAUUACAAUAUAGCCAUUACACUGGCAUCUGCCUUACUUCUUGACUUAUAUUUCACCCAGAUCAUGCCAGCUUCUGCAUUGGGAUCCCUCUGUGGUCAUCACUACUGAUUGUAAUAUAUAUUAGAAAAGGUACAGCAUUACUGACACCAGCUGACUAUGAAAUAGAUUACCAUAGAAAUAGGACGGAGUUCGAGAUGCACUCAAAGCAAUCAUGCUGCACCGAUAUUAAAACUAGUUUAAUUGUUUUUGGCCAAAUUAUUGUUCGUUUUUGUGAUAGAAUAAUCACCAUAUUUCAUGACCAUUCCAUUUUCAAAUUUAUAGCCUGACAAGUGUAUGCACAGUGAGCCCUAUAUGCUGUGCUAAUAACAGUGUUUCUCUCUACAUUCCAUGUUAACCCAUAUAACUGCUUCCACUGAAUUACCACAAAAUCUCAACUUUGUUUUCAUCAAUCCAUCCCAACAAACAAACCACUCCCUUCCUGUGGCUUCCUGGAACAGUUUACCUGGUACCAUCUACAUUAUCAGGGUGAUUAUUGUGUACGAAGAAUAUUGAUAUUGAAGUCUUUGGUGAGAAGUCUGCUCAUUGAAGAUCCUGAUGUUUUGAGAGUUUUAGAUGAAAGUAAAUAUUAAUGUUUUAACAGUUGCUGAAUGUAUAGUGUUGUUGUCAAUAAAGUUUUAUCUGAUGUGUCGAGUA